AUGACAACAAGUUUUUUAUUAGAUAACUCAGAUAGAAAUAGACCACCUCUAUUGCUACCUUCUUUAUCGUCAUCACACAAUUAUAAUAAUAUCCCCAUUGGACCUAUUGGCCCCAUUGCCCCAAUUAUCACAACUACUUAUGAUAAUACAUCGUCUGUUAUUAAUACAGCUGUAACUAAUAUCAAUAUACUUACCGACAACAUUAAAACGGAUAAUCCAAUUGUUUCCAACAAUCCAUUGGAUAAUUUGGCAAGAUUGGCAACUAACAUACCAAGGUUGUCAAUGACUAACGAGGGUUCCAUCAUAAAUAAACCUGCCGAUUCUAACAAUACCACAUCAACCUCUCCUUCAAAUAAUGGGAUUCCCACUAACGCAACUACCACAACCACCAAAAGAAAAAAGAAAAGAACCAAAAUACUGUCUAAUGACGAUAUCCUUACUCCGCCACCAACCAAACCAGGUACACCAUCAACAUCAAUAGAUACCAAUAAUUCCUAUUCUAUGAACAACCACAAUAAUAAUAAUAGCAAUAAUGGUGUUGUCAUGGCUUCUACAGGAAGAAACUCAUAUCCUUCUAAAUAUUAUGAAAAAUUGGCUGAACAACAAGGCACCUCAUCGAAGAAACGCCAAAGAAUUGGUCCAAGUUGCGAUAAAUGCCGUCUCAAAAAAAUUAAGUGCAAUGCAUCCAUAGAGAUCAUCCUAAAGGAUUCAAGAAUCGUGGGGAUGUUUAAUGAACAUCUACAUUAUACCUUAACAGAUCAAGAUAUUGAAAUGUUCAAUAAAAACUGGAGUCACCUAUUUGGUGUCAAAUUACCUUACACCAUUUGUAAUAUACCAAUAACAAAAUCCAACAAUAAAUGUAAUAAUAACUCCUCUUUUUCUUCCUCCCCUUCUCCAACCGCCGCUGCAAGUGAUGAUAGCCCCAGUACUACUCAAGAACCCGAAUAUCAAGUCGUUGUUAAACACUUGGAUAAACUAAUAAUUUUCCAGUCUUGCACAUCAUGUAAUAAGAGGAAAUAUAAAAAUUCCGAAUCUGGUCCAACAUCAUGUAAGUUUGCAAGAGGGUUUUCACGUCCUGAUAUAAACCAAUUCAACAAGAUUAAAAUCCAUAUGAUAUCACAAACCUCCUCUGCUUCCUCUUCAAACCCUUCCAUGCAUAAAAACAUGCCAAUUUACGACUUAACAAUUAAUGAUUAUCAAAAUGCAGGCUUCCAAUUGAUACCAUUGCAAUAA
Molecule: messenger RNA, 1233 nt
Organism: Arxiozyma heterogenica
Lineage: Eukaryota; Fungi; Ascomycota; Saccharomycetes; Saccharomycetales; Saccharomycetaceae
Gene: SUT1
Product: Sut1p
Exons: 1
Coding region: 1-1233 (410 amino acids)
Biological process (GO): regulation of DNA-templated transcription
Molecular function (GO): zinc ion binding; DNA-binding transcription factor activity, RNA polymerase II-specific
Source: RefSeq, a predicted model, not a curated record